Messenger RNA from Brachypodium distachyon (stiff brome), 999 nucleotides. RefSeq names its product high mobility group B protein 7. Lineage: Eukaryota; Viridiplantae; Streptophyta; Magnoliopsida; Poales; Poaceae. The record is from RefSeq and is a predicted model, not a curated record. The transcript has 6 exons. Bases 112 to 768 code for a protein of 218 amino acids.
CGCACCAAGGAGAGAUCAGGAGAAGGAACAAACCCCCCAAUUCCAAUCCCCUCCCCUCUCUCCCGCCGCAACCGCUAGUACGGUCCGGAGAGAGCUCCAGAUCCCGACUCCAUGGCGACCGCCAAGUCCACCGCCACCGCCCGGAAGCGCGUCGAGGCCGCCGUCCUCAAGCGCGCGCGCGACGGCUCCGCCUUCACCCGCUGCGAGGGGUGCAACAAGAACGUCCCCGUCGUCCUCAUCGACCUCCACAGCUGCAGCCUCGACUCCAAGAUCCGGACCAGCCUCGAGGCCCAGGUCGUGGAGAAGACCGUGGAGAUCUCCAAGCCGGAGAAGAAGAGGAAGGCGCCCUCCUCUGCAGCUGCCGGCAAGGGCUCCAAGAAGGGCAAGUCCGGAGCCGGCGCCAAGAACGGCAAGAAGCGCCCGCCCACCGCCUUCUUCAUCUUCAUGAAGGACUUCAGGCUCGAGUUCAAGGCCUCUCACCCCGAUGAGAAGGGUGUAUCCGCCGUUGGCAAGGCAGCGGGCGUCAAGUGGAAGGCCAUGACCGACGAGGAGAAGAAGCCCUACCUCGACCAGGCCAAAGAGCUCAAGGCCAAGUUCGACAGCGGCGAAGACAUUGCGGAGAACGAUGUGGCAGAGGAGGAGGAGGAGGAGAAUGCAGAGGCGGCAGAGGAAGAUGAAGAAGAGGUGGAGCAGCCUGAGGAGAAGGACGACGAGGCGCCUGCGGCUGAGGAAGAACUGGAGAAGAACGAGCUAGAUGAUGACAUCUAGAUGUGUGACUUGAAUUUGUCGUUCCUGUUUUGUAAAUGGCAGGUGUUCUACCCAUCUAGUAUCUAGUUCUAGUUCGGGAGAACUGAACCUCAACACCAACUCUAUUAGCAAUUUAGUAGCAGCACCAAAGUGUCUUGACUGGCUGCCUGAAGUCAGUUUAUUAUUUGUUCUUGGAAAAGUAGAGAUGAAUGAAUCUUUGGUUGAGCUUCAGUAGAGUUGCAAAUUUGUUUA